Molecule: messenger RNA, 2400 nt
Organism: Orycteropus afer afer
Lineage: Eukaryota; Metazoa; Chordata; Mammalia; Tubulidentata; Orycteropodidae
Gene: ACE2
Product: angiotensin converting enzyme 2
Exons: 18
Coding region: 1-2400 (799 amino acids)
Biological process (GO): proteolysis
Cellular component (GO): plasma membrane
Molecular function (GO): peptidyl-dipeptidase activity; metallopeptidase activity
Source: RefSeq, a predicted model, not a curated record
AUGUCAGCCUCUUUCUGGCACCUUCUCAGCCUUGUUGCAGCAGCUGCUGCUCAGGCCACCACUGAAGAUUUGGCCGGGACCUUUCUGGAGAAGUUUAACCAAGAAGCCGAAAACCUGUCUUAUCAAAGUUCACUUGCUUCUUGGGAUUAUAACACCAAUAUUACCGACGAGAAUGCUCAAAAGAUGAAUGAUGCUGGGGCCAGAUGGUCUUCCUUUUAUGAAGAACAGUCCAAUAUUGCCAAAAGUUUUUCAUUGGAAGAAAUUUCAAAUUCCACAAUCAAGCUUCAGUUGCAGGUCCUUCAGCAGAGUGGGUCAUCGGUGCUACCAGAGGACAAGAGCAAACGGUUGGACACAAUUCUAAAUGCAAUGAGCAAAAUCUACAGUACUGGAAAAGCUUGUAAUCCAAAUACACAGGAGUGUUUGCUUCUUGAACCAGGUUUGGAUCGCAUCAUGGAAAACAGCACAGACUAUGACGAGAGGCUCUGGGCUUGGGAAGGCUGGAGGUCUGAGGUUGGCAGACAGCUGCGGCCAUUGUAUGAAGAGUAUGUGGACUUGAAAAAUGAGAUGGCAAGAGGCAACGGUUUUGAGGACUAUGGAGAUUAUUGGAGAGGAGAUUAUGAAACAUAUGACUAUGGCCGCAACCAGUUGAUUGAAGAUGUGGAACGCACUUUUGCACAGAUUAAACCAUUAUAUGAACAGCUGCAUGCCUAUGUGAGGGCAAAGUUGAUAGAUGUCUACCCUAACCGAAUCAGCCCGACUGGAUACCUCCCUGCCCAUUUGCUUGGUGAUAUGUGGGGUAGAUUUUGGACAAAUCUAUACUCUUUGACAGUCCCCUUUGGACAUAAACCAAACAUUGAUGUUACAAAGGAAAUGGUGCAACAGGGCUGGAAUGCAACGAGGAUAUUCAAGGAGGCUGAGAAGUUCUUUGUGUCUGUUGGUCUCCCUCCCAUGACUCAAGGAUUCUGGGAAAAGUCCAUGCUAACUGAGCCAACUGAUGGCCGGAAAGUGGUCUGCCACCCCACAGCUUGGGAUCUGGGGAAGGGUGACUUCAGGAUCAAGAUGUGCACAAAAGUGACAAUGGAUGACUUCCUGACAGCCCAUCAUGAGAUGGGACACAUCCAGUAUGACAUGGCCUAUGCCAUACAACCCUACCUGCAAAGAAAUGGAGCUAAUGAGGGGUUCCAUGAAGCUGUUGGAGAAAUCAUGUCACUCUCUGCUGCCACACCUGAGCAUUUGAAAGCCAUCGGACUCCUGCCACUUGAUUUUCAAGAGGACCUUGAAACAGAACUGAACUUUCUACUCAAACAAGCACUCACUAUUGUUGGAACUCUGCCCUUUACAUACAUGUUAGAGAAGUGGAGGUGGAUGGUCUUUAAGGGUGAAAUUCCCAAAGAGCAGUGGACGAAAAAGUGGUGGGAGAUGAAGCGAGAGAUAGUUGGAGUCAUGGAACCUGUGCCUCACAAUGAAUCGUACUGUGAUGCUGCAACUCUGUUUCAUGUCGCCAAUGACUACUCAUUCAUCCGAUAUUACACAAGGACCAUUUAUCAAUUCCAGUUUCAAGAAGCCCUUUGUCAAGUGGCUAAACAUGAAGGUCCCCUGUACAAAUGUGACAUCUCAAAUUCCACCGAAGCAGGGAAUAAGUUGCUUAAUAUGCUGAGACUUGGAAAGUCACAACCCUGGACUACAGCACUGGAAAGUGUUGUAGGAACUAAGAACAUGGAUGUAAGACCACUGCUCAACUACUUUGAACCCUUGUUUAUCUGGCUGAAAGAGCAGAACAGGAAUUCUCCUGUGGGAUGGAACACCAGCCAGACUCAAAGUGGGGAUCAAAGCAUCAAAGUGAGGAUAAGCCUAAAAUCCGCUGUUGGAGACAAAGUGUACGAAUGGAAUGACAAUGAAAUGUACUUGUUCCGAUCAUCUAUUGCAUAUGCCAUGAGAGUAUAUUUUUCAGAAGACAAAAAACAGACGAUUCCUUUUAGAGAGGAGGAUGUGCGGGUGAGUGAUUUGAAACCAAGAGUCUCCUUCUACUUCUUCGUCACUUCACCAAAAAACGAGUCUGACAUCAUUCCUAAAACGGAAGUUGAAAAGGCCAUAAGGAUGUCCCGGGGCCGUAUCAACGAUGCUUUCCGCCUGGAUGACAGCAGCCUGGAGUUUGUGGGGAUUCAGCCGACACUGAGACCCCCUUACGAACCACCCGUUGUUAUAUGGCUGAUUAUUUUUGGGGUGGUGAUGGGAGUGGUAGUGAUUGGCAUUGUCCUCCUGAUUUUCACUGGGAUCAGAGAUCGAAGGAAGAAAGCUGAAGCAAGUGGUGAAGAAAAUCCUUAUGCCUCCGUGGAUUUGAGUAAAGGAGAGAAUAACCCAGGAUUCCAAAGCACUGAUGACGUCCAGACCUCCUUUUAG